Messenger RNA from Neltuma alba, 1614 nucleotides. Its product is annotated as ATG8-interacting protein 1. Gene Ontology annotation, cellular component: intracellular membrane-bounded organelle. Bases 385 to 1326 code for a protein of 313 amino acids. Lineage: Eukaryota; Viridiplantae; Streptophyta; Magnoliopsida; Fabales; Fabaceae. The transcript is spliced from 3 exons. The record is from RefSeq and is a predicted model, not a curated record.
GAGGAAAAUAAUCCGAUGGUUGUAACAUCUGAUCUAUCUGAUAUCUUGUUGGUUCUGGCGUGGUUGCUAUCGUCUGAUUAAUACCGUUUUGGGUCUCCUAGCAGCGAUUUUAAUCCAUUAACAUGUCUGUAUUUAUGUUGUCAUGUGCCUGUGCAAGUUUGCUGUUUGUUCAAUGGAUUGACGACUUGUGAAAGCUUUUGCAUACUUGAUGAAAUUAAGAUACUUUUUAAAAGCAUAUAAGUAAAGAAAUAAUCGUCAAAGGCUGGAUAUCAUUUAUAACAAGAAAACUUGGUUGGUUUUGGUUGUGUUUUUAUUUUGCAGCAGAAAUUGCAGAGGCGCAACCAAUUGUUUCCCAAAAACAAAAAGGCGUUCAUCCCGAAAAAGAUGGCAGAUAAUGAGGAUGGAGAGGAGAGGACUUCUCGUGGGAAUGAAUGGGAGGUUGUGACACUUACAGCAUCAGCAUAUGAAGCUGCUCCUCGUUCUGGACAAGUUGAGUUGAAAGAUGAUGACAAGGGAGACGCGUCGAUGCAGGAUGAAGCUGAAACAUCACAUGCCUUAUUCAUGUCUCGUCAUUUUGUUUUUCCACCCAUUGAGCAUGAGAACUUGCCAUUGGAACCUGAUUAUAGUGAGAUUCUUGGUGAAUCAGGAGGCAAAGAUAUCUCUGAAGUUAUUGUUGAUGACGGGGCCAGACCUAGUGGAAAGGAUGAAGAUAGUGUGAUGAUAUCUGAAAUGAAUGUUUCAGAAGCCUUUUCAGAUAUUCCUUUUCUUGAUGAUAAGAUGAGCAAAUUUUCUGUUCAUGGUAAACAGUUUGCAGAAGGUACAACUUUAGAAGAUUUAGGUUUGAUUGGCAAAGAGGAAAGCAUGUAUGACACUGCAAAAUACAAUUCUUUACACAGUGAGACAGAUUUUGGUGAUGCAACUGCAUAUGGGGAUAAUAUAGUUGUAUCUGAAGCAGUCGAACCUGCUGAACAAGAGUCAAACACUUCUCUUGAUUUAUCAGAUUCAAAGAAUUUUCCCAGUGAUUAUAAGUGCCACCCAUCAGAUCUUCCUUGUGAAGCUUGGUGGAAGCGAAGAGCUGCUGCCUUAUAUGCUCAUGCGAAGGAGGCAAAUGCAUACUGGUCUAUUUUCAUUGCAGCUGCAGUGAUGGGCCUUGUAAUGCUUGGUCAGCGCUGGCAGCAGGAAAGAUCUUAUCAACUUCAGUUGCACGGUGGUGUAAAUGAUGAGGGAAGAAGCAGGAUUCUAGCACCCAUAAUACGACUCAAAGAUGUGAUUGUUGGCGGCCAUCGUCGUGGUUCCUUGAUCAGGGGCUCCUCAGAUGGAAGUUAAAGAUGAUGACGAUAAAUUGUGUGUUAAGAGUUGGGGAAAGAAAUGCCAGCUUUGUAGUGCGAUCUUUCUGAAUGUUACAGGAAUAACAUUUUAUAACAUGAAUUCCCCAGCUCCUUUUUUAUUGUGUUGUUGUCAUGCAUUGAGUUGCACUGUAUAGCUCUUGGAUGUGAUUCAACUUGAUAUUUUAUGUAAUUCUGAUCAUGUGGAAUUAGCAGUUUAGACUCCAAAGGCGAUUAAUGAAGUGAAGCGACGUAGUAAAUUGCUAUGCUGGCGAUUUUAGUUCUUGUA